CAAGAAUCUUCAGUUCACAAGCGCACGUGCACCUUCAAAGAUCUCCUCUCAAGUCAUAGCACAAGUGUAUAUAUAUUCCUACUUUGAAAAUGGCACCCAUUCAGAUGGAAAAGUCCUACGUGAAAGUGUCCUCCACACCCGCUGCAAAGUGCUCUCGGCAGGCAAGGUCAAGCAGCAGGUCAUGGGAUGUGAUCCUUCCUAUCAGUCGCAGAGGAAGCUUCUUCCAAGACUCGUUUUUCUCUGACAUACACAAGGAUUUUGACUCCUCCGUCAGGGAGGUGUUGGCCAGAUGGAGUGACGAAGACCUGAAAGUGAAAGACUUCCGCCGGGAUGAUAUUAUGAACCGUUACAGACAGCUUCGAUCUCGUAACCUAAAUGAAGGGAACCAGGCUGUCACAGUCACAUCUGACAACACAAGUCAUAAGAUUGUGCUGGACGUGCAUGACUUCAUGUGUGGAGAUGUGAGAGUGAAAGUGUUGGACGAGGAAUUGUUAGUGGAAGGACACGUGGAGAAGGAGGAAGGAAGCUCAUCCGUCUCGUCACACUCCUUCAGACGAUACUUCUCUUUGCCUCAACACACAGACAUGACAACAAUAACGUCCGUCAUGUCUGCAGAUGGUAUCCUCACAGUCACUGCGCCAAAAAUAAAAACAGAAAUGACAAAGGAAAAUGCAAUCAAUCAAACUUCCGCUUCGAAUUAUCAUGAGAAAGUCGGCGAAACACGAAAACAAACAGACUCAGAACACUUGUCUUCUACACGAAAAGAAAGCUGUUUGUGUGAUCUUGGUUUCAAAAGAACAGCUGAUUCCUCUGGGUUUCACUACGGUUCGUGGGACACAUCCUUGCCCAUCACUCGAAGAGGAGGCUUCUUCCAGGACUCCUUCUUCUCCGGUACACAUCGCGACUUCGAUGCCUCCAUCAGGAAGGUCCUCAAUGGCUGGAAUGACGCCGAUCACCAGCUGGCGGACUUCUGGGACGAUGACGACUUCCACCGCAGCGACAGACUGGGCCGCUACAGGCAGCUUCGAUCGCGGAACCUGUGGAGUGACAACCAGGCCGUUACAGUUAUUUUAGAUAACAUUAGUUAUAAGCACUUGGAGAGGAAGGAAGACGGUUCGAAGUCCAGCAAGCGGUUCCUUCGUCGGUUCAUUGUUCCUGGAGACAUUGAGCUCGAGGCUGUCAUUUCAGUCAUGUCUUCUGACGGAGUGCUUAAAAUCUUAGCUCCGAAGAGGCUUGGCCACAACCGAAAACAUGUUUCGACUGACAUGGACGAUGGCGAUGCAAUGUUUUCAAGGAAAUUCACAAGUGGGCAUCGUCUCACCGAUAACCUUUUUGGGAAGAGAGAUUCAUCUUCGGAUGACGAGGAUUUUAGGACAUUUGCCAGGCAAAUCAAUGAUCGCUACCAAGUCGCUUUCCAAGACGACGAAGACUUUGAAGAUGGACAUUUGCUCAACAAGGAGACAAAGAUGAAAACUGACAAAGGGUUUAAAUAUGAGAUUCCAAGCUUUUCAACGGAAACCAGGGUUUUAUACGUGGACAGAAGGGGUGUAUUCACUGAAGACUAUUUCUUCGCGAAUGUUCGUGACAGCUUCAGCCAAGCAGUGAGAGAAGUGCUGGAAAAGACUAAUGAAUGGACCUGUCGAAGUGACGCCAUGCACAACUACAGACGUCUGCGUCAGCGCAACCUCAAGUUGGAAACUCAGGCUGCUGGCAUCAUUGACGAUCAAGACUCACACAAGAUUGUGAUGGACGUUUUUGAUUUCAUUAAGGGCGACGUGACAGUGCAGCUGGUGAAGGGCAAGGAACUGCUGGUCGAGGGUCAAGCAGAGAAGCAGGACGGAAGCAGAGUGUCCCGAGUGAGCUUCGAGCGUCGCUUUGCGUUGCCUGAGCUCGUCGACCGAGACGCCAUCAGCUGCGUGUUGUCCUCGGACGGAAUCCUGACAAUCAUCUCCAAGAAGAGAGCAUGCGAGUACAGGACUAGUGCAAGGGGACUUUCCAGUGAGAGGAAGUCCUACGGUGACAGGGCUGGCAGGUGGGAGGACAAGAAAGUGAAGGAGUCCCUCGCGGAUCUGGAAGGCCCCAGCUCUCGGAGCUUCAGCACUGGCUCUCGCUCCCGCUACCAUCGCUCCUAUACGAAACAAUAUUAGAGUAAAAGUCUUUAUAUAUAUUUAUAACUGCAUAUUUACAAAAAAAAAAAAAGUAAUUCUUGUGCUCAAUAAGUGAUUAUUUUUGUGAUAUAUACAUAUUAAUUUUACUGCUGAGGAGUGCCUUUAUAUGUGCAUUCUAUCCUACAUAUCUACAAGUUUACAUGUUUUGUAUUUUUAAAUCACAUUCCUUGCCAUAAAUACCGUCAUACUUUAUUUUGAAGAAAAAGUGUAUUUGUAUAUGCAAAUAAAAUUACUUACUA
This is a messenger RNA of Penaeus indicus, 2407 nucleotides long. RefSeq lists its product as uncharacterized. The record is from RefSeq and is a predicted model, not a curated record. The transcript has 6 exons. The coding region runs from base 90 to 2147 and encodes 685 amino acids. NCBI's taxonomy places the organism in Eukaryota, Metazoa, Arthropoda, Malacostraca, Decapoda, Penaeidae.